UCUCCUGAAUUCUUCUUGAGCUCUAUGACUCAAUUUAUAACCCAACUUAUUUGAUAAACAAUUUUUGUGCUGCAUGUGGACUAGUUUGGUGAGUUGAUUGAAUAUUGAGCCAUUUUGAGUGAGUUAAGUUCUUUAUAAACGGACGAAAAAAUGUCUAGGCCGGAAUACUCAGCACCACCCGAAAUAUUCUACAAUGAGAAAGAGGCUAGAAAAUAUACACAGAACUCUCGAAUUAUUGAUAUUCAAGUUCAAAUGUGCGAAAGAGCUAUAGAACUUCUUCUUCUCCCAGAAGAUCAGUCCUGCCUCCUUCUGGAUAUUGGUUGUGGUUCCGGGCUUUCAGGUAGUGUAUUAGAGGAUAAUGGGCAUAUCUGGGUUGGAAUGGAUAUAUCACAAGCGAUGUUAGAGGUGGCAGUGGAAAGGGAAGUUGAGGGAGAUCUAAUCAUGGCUGAUAUGGGAGAAGGUGUACCUUUUAGGGCUGGGGUUUUUGAUGGUGCUGUCAGCAUAUCGGCCCUUCAGUGGUUAUGUAAUGCUGAUAAAACCUCACAUAAACCGGUUGAAAGAUUAUAUAGAUUUUUCAGUACCUUGUACGCUUCACUGAGCAGAUCAGCUAGAGCGGUUUUUCAGUUUUAUCCAGAUAGUAGUGGUCAGGUAGAACUCAUUACACAGCAAGCCAUGAGGGCAGGUUUUUACGGAGGUGUUGUUGUCGAUUAUCCUAACUCGACCAAAGCGAAAAAAUAUUUCCUGGUUUUGAUGACUGGGGGAAAUAUGCCGUUGCCAAAAGCCCUCGAUACAGAGAGCAAUGAUGUUCACAUUUCAAAGAGAGAAAGACUAAAGAAUGCCAGGGGAAAAUCUUUGAAAAAUAGCAGAAAUUGGAUUUUGGAAAAGAAGGAGAGGAGGAGAAGGCAAGGAAAAGACGUAAGAGCCGAUUCGAAAUACACUGGAAGAAAGAGAAGUUCGAAAUUCUGAUCUGUUCGAACUAAUUUAUUGUAUAUAACCAAUUUUCACGCUCACAAGUAUUGUAAAUAUAUUCUCCUGAAACAA
Molecule: messenger RNA, 1041 nt
Organism: Coccinella septempunctata (seven-spotted ladybird)
Lineage: Eukaryota; Metazoa; Arthropoda; Insecta; Coleoptera; Coccinellidae
Product: probable 18S rRNA (guanine-N(7))-methyltransferase
Exons: 6
Coding region: 151-966 (271 amino acids)
Biological process (GO): rRNA (guanine-N7)-methylation
Cellular component (GO): nucleolus
Molecular function (GO): rRNA (guanine) methyltransferase activity
Source: RefSeq, a predicted model, not a curated record